Cadophora gregata is the source of this 651-nucleotide messenger RNA. RefSeq lists its product as uncharacterized. The transcript has 3 exons. The record is from RefSeq and is a predicted model, not a curated record. NCBI's taxonomy places the organism in Eukaryota, Fungi, Ascomycota, Leotiomycetes, Helotiales, Ploettnerulaceae. The coding region runs from base 1 to 651 and encodes 216 amino acids.
AUGUCUGCGAACCAAGUACAAGAAGGCGACAAAGUUUCCUGGAAUUGGGGAAGUGGCCAACCAUCCGGAACUGCUAUUGAAGUUAAGGCUGGCGAUGUGACUGUCGUCUCUAACCGUGGUAACGAGAUCACCAAGCAUGGCGAAGAAGGAAACCCUGCGGUGCACAUUGAGCGUCCUGGCAAUGAUGUUGUCAAGAAGGCAAGCGAGCUGAAUGUCGAAAGCCACGGACCUCAAUCCAAUGGCACAAACUCAGAGCCCAAGAAAGACAACGAGAAGAAAGAAGAUAAGCAGCAGGAGGAAGAGAAAAAAGAUGACAAAAUGCCUGAGGAGAAGAAGCCCGAAGAGAAGAAAGAAGAAGAAAAGAAGGACGAGAGCUCGGAAGCUCAAGCUGGUGAUAAGAGAAAGGCAGACGAGAAAGUCGAUGCUAAUGAUGAGAAGAAGGACGAAGCAGACAAAUCCGGGGAAGAUUCGAAGAAGCAGAAAACAAGCAAUGGAACUGCAGCCCCGGCAACAAACGUGAAUGGAGAGAAAGAGAAGAAAAAGCCAGGUCGCCCUAAGGCAAACGGUGACAAGAAGCCCGCCAAAGAGAAGAAGGUUCCUGCCACUGGACGGGCUGAGAGAAAGACCAGAAGCCAGAGCAAGGCUGAAUAG